This is a messenger RNA of Paramisgurnus dabryanus, 1771 nucleotides long. The record is from RefSeq and is a predicted model, not a curated record. NCBI's taxonomy places the organism in Eukaryota, Metazoa, Chordata, Actinopteri, Cypriniformes, Cobitidae.
CACAAAAAACAGAGGUAUGCCGUUUUUCCAGGUGAGCUUCAUUCUCGGCAGGUGUGUAUGAGCAGCACCAGAGCAACGCUGCACCACCUCUGGUGCCAUCCUUGAGGUUCCAACAGACACAAGAAGACAUGGAAAUAUCUGAAUUAUAAUUCAGCAGAGUAUUUUGAGAUGAUGACUAAAAAGUGUGUGGUGGUUGGAGAUGAUGCGGCUAAAAAGACCCGCCUCCUCAUCUCCUACAUGGCCAGCAAAUAUCCACACGAUUAUGAUCCCAUGCUGUUUGAUUGCUAUGAUGCCCCAAUCAUGAUUGGAGGAGAAUCGUAUACAUUGGAGCUUACCGACACAUCAGGUCUGGAAGACUACGAAAUAUUUCGACCUCUCUUCUAUCGGCAGACAGAUGUCUUCCUGGUUUGCUUCUCUGUCGUUUCUCCUUCCUCCUCUGAGAACGUAAAAGUAAAGUGGGUACCAGAGAUCUCUCACUACUGUCCACACACUCCAUUCCUUCUGGUGGGCACUCAAGUUGACUUGAGAGACGACAGAAGCACUGUUGAAAAACUAGCCAAAAACAGCCAGAAACCCAUAUCACCCAAAAGUGGAGAGAAGCUGGCAAGAGACCUUAGAGCUGUCAAAUACGUAGAGUGCUCCGCCCUUACACAGAGAGGUCUGAAGAACGUAUUCGAUGAGGCGAUACUUGCAGCGCUUGAAGAGACAAAAUCCAAGAAGUGCUGCAUCCUCAUAUAGAAAGAUCAGCAAGAGGGGGGUUGAGUAAACAAAACGUUCUGGUGGGGUUUUGGGGAUUGGCUUUAAAGUUAAAAGAGAUGUAAUAGAUAACAAUAAUGGGAACCAAACAGGAAAAAAUAAUGUGAAACUGGAGAUAACGAAAUGGUACAAACAAACACAUGCGCACCGUGCCUUUCUAAAUCUUUUUAAAGCAAUGGAGCAACCUGAAAACAAAACAAUAACCCCCCUACUAAAAAAGAAUAGAUACAAGUGCGCUUUAUGCAUGUAUGUCACAGUAUAAAUCCACUUUAAUGCCUUAGAUGUUAUUUACGCCGCAGUUUCAUGUGAUCUGUCUACAACAACGUGUUGAGGGCACCAAUACAUAAGAUUCAACUUUGAAAAGCUUCAGGUUUUUGAUUCCCAUCAAAGAUGAAAGAUUCAAGAUGCUUACACAUUUGAACGCUCGACAAACACAUUUGUCAUGUGCUUUGCUCAAAGUUAAUGCCGAAAUCUAUCAAGCUAUUGGGGUUAGGUUUGGGAAUAGGAUUAGGAUGAAAACAGCGGUCAUCCGGUGAGAUUUCACAAGAUUUUAGCCGUUGCUGUAUCCCUUCUAGCCACAACCCCAAAUGAGCAAGGCUGUUCUCUUCUUCCGUGGUACAUCGUCUUAGAAUCUCUCUUAGUGUAUUAAGAAUCUCUCUUAUUUACUUUUUUAACAAUGCAGGGCCUUCUGCUGGCCAUUUAGAAAAACAACUUUUUCUCCUAUUUGUUUUGACUUGAGGAUGAUUUAUUUAAUAUAGUUUCCUCUUGGGUGAAUGAUUUUAGUGGUGACACAUUUUUAAACUUGAGUUUUUUUAUUAAUUUAUUUUUUGUUAGACCAUUUGAUUGAGAUUUAUGAAUAAAAUAACAAUGUAAAAUGUAAUAAUUUGAAAAAUCAACCAUGAGAGUAAAAUGGAGGAUGAUGAUGAUGACAGUUUGAAAUGAGGCCUUUUCCUAGUCAAGUUCUGCAGUGUUUGAAAUCUCACUAUAUUUGUAAUUAAAGUGAUGCGACUGACAC